AUGGAAGAAAUUGAAGAGAAAUAUAAAAUAAUAAUCGACGCUUUAUAUGAUACGUGGUCUAAUGACCAUGAUAAAAGAAAGGAAUCAGAAAAGCUUUUAUAUGAGUUAGAAAAAGACGAGAAAUUUAUUAUAUGUCUGUUUGAUAUAUAUACCUAUAAAAGUAUUCAUCAUAAUAUUAGAAAAUUAGGUAUUAUAUAUUGUAAGAAUUUAAUAGCACGUUACUGGAAUAAUAGAGAUGGAUUUCAUUAUAGUAACGAUACAAAGAAAUUAAUAAAAAAGAAAAUACUUGAUAUAUUAAAUAAUGUAGAAUAUUUAAAUAAUUAUCGUGAGUUGAGUAUUUUAUUAAAGAAGAUAUCUAGAUAUGAACUGGUUCAUAAUUAUCCUGAAUUAUUAGAUUGUCUAUUAUAUAAUAUUAAUAUACAUAAAACAAAUAUAGAUAAUAUAUAUAUAUAUAUUUAUUUACUUUAUAAAAUAUUAAGAGAACAAUAUAGUAAAAAAUUAUUAAAAGAUAAAAAAGAAACAUUUGAUAUCUCUGAAAAGUUUAUUAAAUCUCUUGAAUUUUUUUGGAAUAAUUCUAUUAAUUUAUAUUUCCAGAAUAAUGCAACUAAUAUUUUUUGUAUGUGUAAUGAUGAAAAAAAUUGUAAUAAAUGUAAAAAUUUAAAUUCACUAAUUAAUUUAUAUGAAAAACAAUUAUUUGUUUCAAAUGUCGAUGAUCCUAUUGAAAAUAAUAGAACUGCGAAUGACAACAUUCCUGAGAAUGACAGUUAUUAUAUACAUGAGAAAAAAAUGCAUAUGAUGAAAUACUUGGAUAGUAUAAUUCUUAAUUUAAUUAUUAAUAGGAAUGACAUAAAAAAGGUGAAUAAUUAUGUGCAUUCAAAAGUGACUAAUGAAAAUAAAGUGGAUCAAGAAAAUAAAGUGGAUCAAGAAUAUAAAGUGGAUCAAGAAUAUAAAGUGGAUCAAGAAUGUAAAGUGGAUCAAGAAUAUAAAGAAGAUCCAGAAUAUAAGGCAGAUACAGAAUAUAAAGCAGAUCAAGAAUAUAAAGAGGGCAAUGAAAAUAACAAAAAUAAGGAAAGUCCAAAUAGUACCACCAACAACAAUAAUAAUAAUAAUGUUGAUGAUACCGAUUUGAAUAUAAGAAGCAAUUUUUUGAAUGCCUUUAUCAAUAAGACGAUAUACUAUUUAAAAUUUAUUAACAACAAUUCUGCAAGCUAUUAUUUAAAAUAUUUGAAAUUUUUAUUGACUUCAUUUUUCCUUAUGAUAGAAUUUCAUACUUCUUUCCAUGUUUAUUUAAAAAAAGACAUAACAGAGAAGUUAAUAUGCUUAUUUUUAAAAAAAAAUUUAAGUUUAAAUAAUUAUAUGAAUGAUUAUGAACAUAAGUUUAUAGAGAUAGUAAAUUUGUGUAUAUCCAUUUUGAAGUCCAUUUUUUAUCAUUUCUGUUUAAAUCAAUACAAUUUAAUAAAACAAAAGAAAGUAAGAGAAAAUUAUAUUAAUGUCAAAAAUAUAAUGUGUAAUAAAAAUAUUAAUAUAGAAAAUUACAAUGGAAAUACCUUAGAAUCUAAAAUAAUAAACAAUUUUAUGAUUAAUGUAAAAAAUAUGGAAAAUGAGAAUAAUAAUCUUUUUAAUAAAAAUUUAUCAUUAAAAGAUAUCUUAACAUAUAUAAGAGAAGAAGUAAAACAAGCUUUAUCAAAUGAUGAAUUUAUAUUACUUCAUAAUGAAAAAGCUUUAGAAAUAUUUGAUUUUUUAAGAAUAUAUUGUAUUAAUAUAUCAUCCGAACAAAUAAUUGAAGUUACAUUAAAUAUUAGAGAUGAUUAUGAAACAGAAGAAAAUAUUUUUUAUAAUAAUGCAAAAGAUUGUAUUGUUGAACUUUCUUCUGAACCAUUUUUAUUUUCCAUAUUUCAUCAUUUCUUUGAACCAUUAAUUAAUUCAUUUCAUAAUUAUGCACACUUUUUAAAAGGUUUACCAAUACAUUUAAAAAAUAUACAAGUUCCAGAAUUUUCAUCUGCAAUUAUUCAAUUAGAUGGAUAUUUAAAUAUUUAUUAUAUUUUAUAUCCAUCAUUUCAUAAAAAAAUAAAAAGUGAACAUAUUUUAUGUAUGAUAAAAUUUUUUAUGGAUUUCUUAAAUAUUAAUUAUACACAUCCUUUAAUUAGUUAUCGUAUAUCUUUAAUAAUAAAAGUAUGGAUUAAAUGUUAUAAAACAUCAUUUCCAUUUAUAGACGAUAUUAUAUUACUUAUAUAUGAAAAUAUUCGUUUUUUAUAUAUACAACUAUUACAAAAAAAUGUAGUCUCAUUAAUAUCAGAAAAUAUCCCUUCUUAUGUUAAUGAUAUCACCUUUCAACAUUAUGCUAUAAAAUCAGUUAAUUUUUUACCUAUACUUUUUUUCAAAUUUAUAUCUUUAUUUAAGUAUUUUUUCAAGUAUGAGUAUGUAUACAAAAAUUAUGAUUAUAUAAAUGAGUUUCUGGUUGCUUGUCUGAUAAAUGUAUUAACCAAGAUAACGUAUCCGAAAAAUAUUCAAAAGAUUUUAAAGAUCCUUAGUCACAUCGUAUUUAUGAGUAAUAAAGAAAAGGACAUUACAAUAUUCAAGGAUAACUACAACUUUUUAUUAGAUCUAUAUAUGAAUAGCAAUAUAUCAAUUAAAGAAUAUAUUUUAAAUAUCCUAGUACAGAUAUUAAAUAAGAAUUAUGAAUAUGUAGGUAGUUUAGUAGAAUAUAUGAACAAAGAAAAUUAUCAUAAUGAUAAUAAUAAAAUAGGUGUUAAUGAAAAAGGAUGUGAUGAUAUUGUUUUAUUUUAUUUUAGUUUUGAUAUAAUAUUAUAUACAUUAUCUGCAAAGAUAGAAAAACAGCCAUUUAAAGAUUAUGUAAUUUUUAACCAUCCCCAUAUAGCAAGUGAAUAUAAAUCUAUUCACAAUAUUAAUAAUGAUAUAAAUAAUAAUACUAAUAUUAAUAACUUUCAGUUUAAUAAUAUUUAUAAUAAUUUAAUAAAUUUACCAUAUAUUAAAGAAAUAAAUCUAGAUAUUGAUAAAACCAUAAGUGAUAACUUUUAUUCGUUAUGGAUUUGUGUCCUAAAAUUGAUAUAUAAAAUGUUUCAUCAUAAAAAAGAAGAAAUAGUAAAGAAGAUAUGCUCUUUUUAUAUACCGACUAUUAAUUAUUUAUAUGAAUAUUUUAAGAAUCAGACAUUAGGAAAAAUAUCCUAUGAACUAUCAAAUUUAUGUUUAGAUGUUGUUAUUGAAUAUAUGUGUUUAUUUAUUAUGCAUGAAACACAUGAUUUUUAUUUAACAUAUGAAUCUAUGAAUAUUAAAAUGUUAACUAACGAUAUAUUAAAAAGUACCAUUUUAAAAGUGAUUGAAUUUAAUUUUAUUUUGAAUGAUGAAAUAAAAAUAGAAAAAUGUAUAUAUAUAUUACACCUUUGUUUAAGUAUAUACAAAAAUGAUAUGAAAAGUGAAAAAUCAAUUAUAUACACAUAUAUAGCUCAAUUUGUAAUAAUAUAUUUUUUAAAAGUCUUAUUGAAAUAUUUUAGUAAGUAUUUCAAUUUUUAUAAUUACAUCCAACAAAAUAAGAACAAAAGAGCUGCACGAAAAGAUGCAAAUAAAAAUUAUAAUGUUCAUAAUAAUAAUCAUAAUGAUGAUAUUCAAAAAAAUGGUAACAUAAUUUUUGAUGAAUAUAAAAAUGGAGAAGAAAAAUGGAAUGAAAAUAAAAAUAAUACACCAAAUAGGUCACUUAACAUACAAAGUGACAAUAAUAAUAAUAAUAAUAAUAAUGAUGAUGAUGAUAGUAAUAACAAUGACAGUAAUAAUAAUAUGAAUAGUAACAGUGAACAAAUAAAUAAUAAAUUAAACCAAUGUAAUAAAAAUCAUAUUAAAUAUAUAUAUGAUAAUAUUAUAAAUUAUCAACAUGAUGAAAAUUUUUUAAAUGAAUUUACCCAUUUUCAAAAUGAUGUCAAAAAAAUGUUCAAUAUAAAUUAUAUAAAUGAUUAUGAUAUUACUAAAACUUUUGUUAAUUUUAAUUUUUCAACAAUUAAUGAAGAUAAUUAUAGCUAUAUAAAUAGACAUAGUGUCUUUACUUUAAUUUCUAUUUUAUCUUUGUAUGAACCAAACUAUCUUAAUUAUAUUUUAAUUACAUUCUUAGCAUAUUUCAAAAUUAAUAUCUCUAUAUUUAUCUUUUCCUUUUUUUAUCAAUCACAAUAUAUUCAUAAUAAAAAUAUACUCAAUUCUUUACUUAUUUUUAUUUAUAUUUUAACACAGAAUUAUAUAUUUACACCAUUCCCAUCUAUUUUCCUUCAAACAAAUUUUCCAAGUAUAACUAAUACUCAAAAUUUUGAAAAAUUAAUGUACGAUACAAAUAAAAAUAAUCAUUUAUUUACAUGUAACAAAGAUGAACAUACUUUAUUAAUCAUAGAAAUAUUGAAAUUUAUAAAUAAUAUACUAAAUACAAAUAAAGAUAUUUAUAUAGAGAAAAAAAAUAUACUUCACCUCAGUAGCAUAUCUACUAAUUUAAAUGGAACCAAAAUAUUCCACUCUUAUAAUUAUAAUUACAUACUCAGAAAAGUAUUGAAAUACGACGAUUUUGCGAAUAUAUGUAGCAGAGCUUUGGAUAAUAUAUUGACAUAUUUAAUGGAUACCAAUAAUGUAGAAGAUAACAACAGAAAAAAUAUAAUUGCGAAUUAUUUGAAAGAUAAUAUUGAUGAUAUGAAUAGUGCCAUAAUUGAUAUGUAUAAAAAGUAUAAUAAUUUUUUUUAA
Plasmodium adleri (nom. inval.) is the source of this 4731-nucleotide messenger RNA. Its product is annotated as conserved Plasmodium protein, unknown function. NCBI's taxonomy places the organism in Eukaryota, Apicomplexa, Aconoidasida, Haemosporida, Plasmodiidae. The record is from RefSeq and is a predicted model, not a curated record. The transcript is spliced from 3 exons. Gene Ontology annotation, cellular component: nuclear envelope; cytosol. Gene Ontology annotation, molecular function: small GTPase binding. Gene Ontology annotation, biological process: protein import into nucleus. The coding region runs from base 1 to 4731 and encodes 1576 amino acids.